AAAAAGUUCGUCGUUUGCGACCGUGUCUCGUAUGUAUGCGUCGGCCGGGUACCAAUUGUUAAUGAAUGGUUGACCACGCCAUGAUAUAAACUGAUUCCGUAUUAUUGGCAAUUAUCACCACCGUACAGAGCCAUCGACAACAAUGGACAGAAGUAUAGUAAUAACCACACUGCUAAUAGCACAGUUUAUGACAGCUUGCGUCUGUCAAGAUACUAAACUGUUAUACACCGAUGCACUGAAUGCGGCGUUAUAUUUCCAAUCUAAGCUGUGGUCAUUCAGUUACGACGACGACGGGUUGUACCAGCGACUUCAGGCGGAACAGACAGUCGAAAGGAACGUGCUGCAUGACGGGGUGUCUGAGAUUAAAAUUACUCUGGCCUACGACUUUGAAGACGAGUUCGUAUUUUGGCCUGACAUAAUACGACGUACAAUUAAUAAGAUGUCUUUAAAGAGUGGAGAAGUAAGCGUUCUGUUUGAGGGCAUCUCGGAUGGAGUGGCGGGGAUAGAGGUCGAUUGGGUGGCUAAUAACGUAUACUGGUCCGAUGCCGACUAUAACUGGAUCAUGAUGUGCGAUUACAAUGGAACCUACCAUCACACGUUGUUGAAGACAGGAAUAGUGGAGCCUGGUGACAUAGCUGUGGAUGCCGUCAAUGGGAUGCUGUACUGGGCCGAUAUGAAUUCAGACGAUCCUAGGAUCGAGUCGUCUACAUUAUCCGGCGAGAACAGAACAACAAUUAUUGCCAAAAACAACUAUUUGGUAUAUCCGCACGGUUUAACUCUAGAUCAUUGGCAGAAAAGGAUAUUCUACACCGAUCUAUGGUUGGAAGGACUUUUUUCUGUCAGCGUAACUGGUAACGUUUCAGACAUCCGUGUUGAGUAUGUAGAUGGCGGUUUAUAUUAUCCAUAUUAUGUCGAUUUAAGCAAGGACUAUUUUUUUAUUAGCGAAUUUCACUACCAAGAAAUCGUCGUUGUACCAAGGAAUAAUUCUUCGGUGGAAUCAGCUUUGAUAUACCCAUUAGGUGACGCGAUUCCCCUUGGCAUCAGUUACUUCGACAGUGCCCGUCAACCAACUACAUCCAAUCCAUGCUCAGAAAACAAUGGUGGGUGCGACCAGUUGUGUGUGAGCGCCACGGACAAUACUCACCAAUGUCUAUGUACAUAUGGGUAUAUCAAACAGGAAGAUGUGACGUCCCAAUGUUACAAAGAUGACCAUUUGAUUCCGGGACACAAGAUCAUACUGGCAAACGAAACAAGCAUAUGUGUUGCACCCUCGCACCUUGGCGAUCUGUCCGAUUUGUCCGAAGCGCUGCGGUGUGUUUUUGAUGUCGACGUGACGUCACUGGAUUUCGACCACGCUCAGGAAACGCUGUAUGUGUAUCAGCCAUCAGAGAAUGCAAUAACACGUGCCAGACUUCGCGAGGGUGAAAGCUUUGAGACUAUAGUGUCCGAGGCAGGACGCGUGACAGAUCUAGCGGUGGACUGGGUCUCAGAUAAUUUAUACUGGACACGUGGAAAAAUAGGAGAAGUGAGUGGAGCCAUAUUCGUAUCAAGACUAGAUGGUUUAAAAGCUGGUAUGUUAUUGAAUUCUGGAAUCGAUGACCCACAAGCUAUUGUGUUAGAUCCGUUACAAGAAUAUCUUAUCUGGGCCGACAGUGGCGAAUCAGCUCGCAUACAGCGUACCAGUUUGUCCGGAAGAGACAGAGUGACGUUGGUCGACACUGAUAUAAUCACGCCCGUUGCUAUGACGAUAGACUAUCAAAUGAACAGAAUUGUCUGGGCAGACAAUGGAAAGUAUACCAUUGAAUCUAUCGGAAUCGACGGCCAGGCGCGACUUUUGCUAGAUGAAAGUACGCAUCGACGAACGUUCAAUGGAAUCGCUAACAAUCAGGAUAUCAUUGCGUGGAUACAAGUAGAAGAAAAUUCGGUAGUUUUUUUCAACCAUGACCUUCAAAGGCAAAAGAAUGUUUUACAUACAUCGGGCGAACCUAAAGCGAUAUCGAUAUACGAUGACCGACUUCAACCAACAAAUCAAGACACGAACCCAUGUGCCAUCAGCCAGGCUUGUCAACCCGGUCAACUUUGUAUACCAUUUCGCGGUGUCGCCGACUGUGUGUGUGAUUUGAGCAAUAGCAGCUGUGUUCCAGCCGAGAUGUGUCCAUUGAGCAUUCCUUAUGGGUCGCUCACUCGUACUUGUACAGGCGUGGUUGGAACAACAUGUCAGUUCACCUGCCUCGGAUUAUUCAAUCCAACGACCAGCGACCCUAUAACGUGUGUGGAAGGGGGCAUUUGGGACAAGGAUGUUGACGAUCUUUGUGCACUCAAUAUCACAUUGGAGAACUUCAUGCUAGUGACGUCAAAUGACGGGAUAUACUACGUGGAUAUGACGUCAUCAGAUUAUAGAUAUGGUCUUUUAGAUAUACCGAGUAUAUUAUACUGUAUGAGCUUCGAUUUCGACUUUGAAGACGAAGUACUUUACUGGACAGAUGCCUACCUGGAGGUGAUCGGCACAACGAAAUUAGACGGAAGUAAUGUCGAUAUUAUUGUACAGACGGACAUAAUAUACCCAGAUGGUAUUGAAGUGGAUAGCAAGCGUCGUAAAAUAUAUUGGGUGGAUUCCGAAAAGGACCAAAUACAAGUGAUUGACAUGAACGGAAAUAACAGGGAAAUACUUGUAGGGUUUGACUUGUUCGAGCCGAGGUCUUUAGUACAUGGAAGACGCGACAGAACACUUUAUUGGACAGAUUGGGGAGAAGAUCAACAGAAAAUCGAGAGAGUGAACAUUGAUGGUUCAGAUAGGAGGACGCUGGCUUCUGAAAAUAUGACACAUCCAAUGGGCCUUGUAUUGGACGAAUUGGAAAAUAAACUUUACUGGUGCGAUGCAUCGCGUGACGUCUUGCAGGUAAUGAAUCUGGACGGCAGUAACCGACGAGAGAUCUACGCAUUUCCAGCCGAGACAGCUUGUUUUGGUUUGGAGCUUACCGAAGACUAUUUCUACUGGUCUGAUUACAACAACGGCUACCUGCACAGAAUCAACCGACAUUCGUUGCAGGACGAAACGUUCCUUCCAGACCUUGUCAUCGAACAACCCACCGAGAUAAAGAUUUACAAACGUCCACCAGCUUCCUCGCCUGAUAAAGAACCUCGUCUUUUGUAUACUGACUUUCAGUUUACAGUCGCCUCGAUCCAAUCCAAUGUUAUUUCACUCGAUCACAACGCAAAGCAGAUUUACAAUAUGCUGCAAGAUGAAACUGUUCUUGAUCAAACCACCUUGCACACCUCCCCGAUGGCAUUCAACACGGCCCUUACGUAUGACUUUGACGACAGCUUGGUGUUCUGGAUUAAUCAGGCGUUGGGUGUCGUUUACAAGAUGUCACUUAUUACGUCCAACGUUACUAUAAUAUCCGACGUUGUGUCUCAGGACGUCAGUGGAAUAGCUGUUGACUGGGUAGCCAAUAAAUUGUACUGGUCCGAUGCUGAUUACAAUUGGAUUGUCAUGUGUGACUAUGAUGGUAAUUUUGUGCACACUGUAUUAAAAACUGGGUUUAUGCGACCGCUUGACUUGGCUGUCGAUCCUGUAAACGGUAAGCUAUACUGGGCCGACAGCAGUCAAUACUCUAACAGAAUAGAUUCCUCAAGCCUAGCUGGUGAAGAUGUACUUACAGUUGCAGGAGGAACUGAAGACUUUGGUUGGCCACAUGGACUUACAAUCGACUUCGACAAUAAUAGGUUGUACUGGACGGACAUGGCAAGGGAGGCAAUUCUGUCAAUCGGUCUGCUCGGCUCGACUCAGCAGCAGGUUCGGGUAGAAUACGAAGAGGGUGGACUUUAUUAUCCAUUCUUUAUAGACCUAAAUAAGGAUUAUUUUUUUGUCAGCGAAUACUGGUUCAGUGAAAUUAUAGUAAUUCCUAGGACGGACGCCACUGUCGAGUAUGCUGCGAAAUAUUUUACCCUUCCUGACACCCCAUUGGGUAUUAAAUACUACCACGAAAGUCGCCAACCACGACAUGAAAAUGCAUGUGGUGUUGACAACGGCGGAUGUGAUCAACUGUGCGUUAGCAGUAAUGGGGGUCAUCAAUGUCUCUGUACCUACGAUUUUAUAGCUGCACCAAAUGGAAAAUGUGUACCAGAUGACCACGUAAUGCCAGGACACCAGAUUAUCUUUGCUACCAAUUCUAGUAUAUGUUCAGCACCAACACACAUAUCUGACAUUAUUGACGUCACCGAUGUCACCAAGUGUUAUUUUGAUAAUAUUGAAGUGACGUCACUGGAUUACAACUUUCGAGAAGAGACUCUAUACGUAUAUGAACCGGCAGAUAAUGCUAUUAAGCGAGUUCGUCUGCGUCAGGGCGAACCCUUCGAAACAGUAAUACCCGGUGCCGGAGACGUCACAGGUAUUGCUAUUGAUUGGUUCUCAUCCAAUAUGUAUUGGACUCUAGGACAGGAGAAUGAAAUACGGAUAUCAAGUCUGGACAACGUUUACAAGGCAGUUCUUCUAAACCAAGAUGUCAUAAAUCCACAGUCUAUCGUUGUACACCCUAAAAAGGAAUUCAUAUUCUGGGGAGCCGGUGGGGAGCGGCCUUGCAUCGAACGGGCAAGCCUAUCUGGAAGAGAUCGCCUGAAGAUUAUUACUGAUGACAUUCUGCUGCCUGCUGCCAUGACAACAGACUAUGUGUAUGAGAGGUUAUAUUGGGCAGAUAGUGGAACGGGAAAAAUAGAGAGCGUGACGUUCUCUGGUGAAGAUCGAGUCACUUUGGAUGAUGGUAGUUCAUUUGCUCGUUCAUUUGUUGGUAUAAGUACGCUACAGGAUUUUAUCGUCUGGUCAUACGAAGGAAGUGAGUCUUUGGAAUUUUACGAUCUUGAGCUAGAACAACCCAAAACAAGCGUUGCUAUAACUGGUUGGCCACGUGCUAUUAAAGUAUUUGACGACCGACUGCAACCAAAGAGUGGUGAGGUGAAUCCAUGCUUUGUUGGCGAGCCUUGUGGUAGAGAUCAUGGUAUUUGUGCACCGUAUUAUGGGGUGGCUGACUGCAUAUGCGAUGCGAGCAAUAACGAAUGCCAAACAGAUGAAAAAUGCCAGCUAAAUCUACCCAAUGGUAGAUUUGAUUACCGCUGUGAUGCCAACGUAGGAAAGAGUUGCAACUUCACGUGUGAUGUCGGUUUCAGAGCAGUGCGGGGCAAUCGAGUCACGUGUUUUCAUGGUACAGGAUGGAACCUCGAUAUCGAUAAAUUGUGUGAACUUAUACCAACAACAGUCAAACCCACGACGGCAACAAUAAAAACAACAACCUUGAAAACCACCAAAAUGCCGUCGCAAGGCGAGAAGCAGAAAAACAAAGGAGAUAAAUCGAAUACUGGGCCAAUGAUUGGUGGCAUUGUUGGAUUUAUCGUCCUUUUAAUUGUGGUUAUUGGUGUGGUUGGUUUCCUGUACUGUAGGCACCGCCGAGGUUCGUCUGCAAUUUACAAACCGGACGAUAUUCCGGUAGAGAUGGAUAAACCAGUUUAUUUCAGCAGAGAUGACGGGGAAAACAUUCACGGUUUAGACAACCCUUUUUAUAGCACCACAACACAAGAUAACAUUUGACGUAGCAGCGAAUACGAAUGAAACAGGGACUAACUAACAUAUUAAUAUGCCGUACAGUCGUCAUAUGUAAAAAAAAGUAUUUUAUAUGCGUUGUAUGGGUCGCAUGGGACCCACAAUGUGACGACUGUGGCGCUAUAAUCAGAAUGUUGUUAUCAUACUUUGAUUCAUGUUUAUUUCAAUAUCAUAAUGUUAUUUACAAGACACACGGAAACUUACAUUUCUUUACGAUAAUGAGUUUCAUUCUCGCUUCUGGUAUCAGUCUUUUAAAGACAUUGCGUUGAAUUGACGAUUGUACAUGUUGGUAAUUCGAACACUAAAUACAAACGUUGUUUUGUCACGUACUAAAUUACAGUUUCUUUAAUUGGUAUUACUAAUGCGUUGUGCCACAACACCAGUUUUUUUUUCUGUAUAAUAAAUCAUGGUAAUGCAUGUAUACCAGUAUAUGAUAUCGAACAACAAUGUUUAAAAAAAUCACCAGUUAUCCAUAUUGUCAUUUUAUUAUCCAGGAAUAAUUGUUUUAGUGGAAAAUUUGUAGAACGGUAAAUAACAGGUCAGACUCGCAUUGAUAUAAAAAACGAUCAUCACACACUGUGUGCAUAGACCACUGACAUGAACUUUCGUGUCUCUUGAAAAUAAUUAGAAUAUUCAAAUUGUGAUAUAUGUAAACAGUUAAAUAUAUUGUUUUGUUUUUUUUCACAUAUACGAUAUAUGUUCAUUCAUUUAUUAAAGCAAAAUUUGUAUUCCUGU
Molecule: messenger RNA, 6328 nt
Organism: Saccoglossus kowalevskii
Lineage: Eukaryota; Metazoa; Hemichordata; Enteropneusta; Harrimaniidae
Product: LDL receptor protein 5/6-like protein
Biological process (GO): canonical Wnt signaling pathway
Cellular component (GO): plasma membrane
Molecular function (GO): Wnt-protein binding; Wnt receptor activity
Source: RefSeq, a predicted model, not a curated record